AUGGAUCUUACGAAACUAGCUAAUGAAGAUCCUUUAAACCAAAUAGAAUCUAAAAAUUUAGGUAAUUCAACCAUACGAUAUGUCACAUUCAAUGUCAAUGGUAUCAAAACCUUAUGUAAUUAUCAUCCUUGGAAUAAAAUUGAUCAAGAUUAUGAUGCUAUGUUCACUCUUUUAAAAGCUGAUAUCAUAACUUUACAAGAAUUAAAACUAUCCCCUUCAAAUAUAUCCACCAUUAAGAAUAUUGGGCAUUUACCUCAUUAUAAAUCAUUCAUUACUUUACCCAAAUUGAAAAGAGGAUAUAGUGGAGUUGGAGUUUUCAUACGGAUUCCAAGUCAAGAUGAGCCUCUUCAUGUUAAACGAGCCUUAACUGUUGUGAAAGCUGAAGAAGGUUUGAGUGGUUAUCUCUCAUCUUCCAAUGGGGUUAAAUACCGACAUUUGAAUGAAGCUGAUCAUAUUGGUGGGUAUAGUGAUGCUCUUGAUGAAACAUUAGGAUUGGAAUUAGAUGAACAAGGAAGAUGUGUGGUGAUUGAAUUAGCUAAUAAUACCGUUAUAUUUUCAUUAUAUUGUCCUGCCAAUUCAAUGGGGACUGAAGAAGGAGAAAUUUAUAGAUUGAAAUUCUUACAAACUUUACUUGAAAGGUGUCAUAAUUUGAAAUUUAAAAUGGGGAAAGAAGUGGUAAUAAUGGGGGAUAUUAAUGUAUGUCUCGAUUUAAUCGAUAGUGCUGAAUCUAUCAGUGAUAGAUUAAAGCAAAAUCUUAUAAAAUCAAGUUUAGAUGGGUUGAAAUUUGAAGCUAUGAAUUAUGAAGAAUGUCAAAUGUUUAAACGGAAUUCAACCAAGGCAAGAAUCCUCUUGAAUAAAUAUACUAUCCCCCAACUAAUAUUCAAUUACAAAGAUGAUAUCAAACCUCCACCAUCAAACACAAACUUUCUUUAUGAUACCACUCGAUAUAUCUUAGGAAGGAAGUUGAAUGUCUAUACAGUUUGGAAUACAAUGACUAAUUCUCGAAGCAUCAAUUAUGGAUCAAGGAUUGAUUUGAUCUUGGUCAGUUCAUAUGCCAUGGUGAAAAAUAUAUCUCAGGCUGAUAUUUGGCCCUUCAUCUUAGGUUCAGAUCAUUGUCCGAUAUUUACUGAUUUCGACGUGUUGGAACAAGAAGAUAAUGGUGAAACUUUACCAAUUGUAAAUAAAUUAAAUUUCGAAGCUAAAUAUUAUCAUAAAUUAUCCCAAAUGAAAGAUAUCGCUCUGAUGUUUUCAAGAGUGAAAUCUCAAACAUCUACAUCAAGUGUUAAUUCAAAUACUAGUACUGCAUCUUCGUCUUCAUCUACUCCUGAUCCAGAAUUGAAGAGAUCGUCAACUUCAGAGAUUAAGAAAUCAUCAACUAUAGAAUAUGUUAGUAGGAAGAAACCAAAGAAAGAUGAUUCAGCUCAAAAGUCUAUAGGUAAUUUCUUCUUUCUGAAGAGUAAAUAA
Molecule: messenger RNA, 1464 nt
Organism: Scheffersomyces coipomensis
Lineage: Eukaryota; Fungi; Ascomycota; Pichiomycetes; Serinales; Debaryomycetaceae
Gene: APN2
Product: DNA-(apurinic or apyrimidinic site) lyase
Exons: 1
Coding region: 1-1464 (487 amino acids)
Biological process (GO): base-excision repair
Cellular component (GO): nucleus
Molecular function (GO): endonuclease activity; double-stranded DNA 3'-5' DNA exonuclease activity; phosphoric diester hydrolase activity
Source: RefSeq, a predicted model, not a curated record